UGAUCCAUUCUUGAUGACACGGUCAUCAGCUCUGAUCCGCGCCAGGCUGCGUUUUGACGCCGGAUGCGGAUAAUCUCAACUUCUCAGCCUAGGACCACACUUUAUUCUGCAACAUUUCUUUUCACGCGCUCAGUUAUCCUUUUGCGUCGUGCCACCCAAUUAAACCAGAUUCAACAAUUGGCCACCGGAUGUUUAACCCUUUUCCCCCUGCGAGCCCCGGCGAGGAUUCGGUCUUUACCACUCCAAGGACUCUGCAAGGUGGUCGUCACAAGUGGGCAACAUCCAGAUGAUCCUUUGCGGUAACGUCGCAAAGUAAAGUCUCACUUGUGCAGACGCUGCCGUCUCUGGCAGGUGUGGGUCUGCAGACGCAAAAGUGCGCGUUUCCCACCCAGUGCAAAACAGAAACAAGCGUUCUGGGUACGUGAUCCACUAUUUGACCGGCUUCGAGGAACAUGUGGAGCUGGGACGCAUGCAACAGAAAGCUGUAACAUGAGGAGGAGCCGACACCGCGCAAGUAUGGGACUUCCUGUGCUUUGCAGAUGGCUUGUAUUCAUCGCGGUGGUGCCUGCCUGGCUGCUGGCCGCUCCGAACCCCAUGCGUGAGCGUCCCUGCCCGCAGAGCUGCAGAUGUGACGGCAAAAUAAUCUACUGUGAAUCCAACGCUUUCCGUGACGUGCCAAGCAACGUGUCAGUGGGAACUCAGGGCCUCUCGCUGCGUUACAACAGCCUGAUGAACCUGAGAGCCCACCAGUUUGCGGGUCUCGGUCAACUGGUUUGGCUGUACCUCGAUCACAACUACAUCGGCGCCGUGGACGGCCAAGCCUUCCACGGUAUACGCAGACUCAAAGAACUGAUUCUCAGCUCCAAUAAAAUCACCCUGCUCAAGAAUAACACUUUCCACGAUGUUCCGAACUUGCGAAAUCUUGACCUUUCCUACAAUAAACUGCAGGUACUCCAACCAAAUCAAUUUGUGGGCCUACGGAAGUUACUCAGUUUACACUUGAGGUCAAAUUCUUUAAAAACAGUCCCAAUGCGUGUUUUCCUUGACUGUCGCAACCUGGAAUUCCUAGAUGUUGGCUACAACAGGCUCCGGAGCCUCACACGGAACGCCUUUGCCGGACUCUUUAAGCUCGUCGAGCUGCAUUUGGAACAUAACCAGUUUUCCAAGAUCAACUUUGCUCACUUCCCCCGCCUGACUAAUCUGAGGGCGCUCUAUUUGCAAUGGAACCGUAUCAAAGUGCUGACCCAAGGCCUGUCGUGGAUGUGGACCUCCCUGCAAAAGCUAGACCUGUCCGGGAACGAGCUCCAGACGCUGGAUCCGAGCACGUUUCAAUGCCUGCCCAACCUCCAGACCCUCAACUUGGACUCUAACAAACUGAACAACGUGUCUCAGCAAACGGUGGAGACUUGGAUCUCCCUCACCACCAUCAGUCUGGCGGGUAACCUGUGGCACUGUAACCCCAACAUAUGCCCCCUAGUGGACUGGCUCAAGGCUUUCAAGGGAAACAAGGAGUCCACAAUGAUUUGCACAGGCCCUAAAGAGGCACAAGGAGAGAAAGUCACCGAUGUGGUGGAGACUUACAACAUUUGCACAGUAACGCCAAGCCCCAUUACCUCAACAAGGGCGCCUCUCACUACUGCAUUUCCAACAGAACUGCUCCCCCUUCCCACACGGCCUGAAGUGGUCAAGAAGCUGGCAGAAAACAGGACAGCCUCUCCUACUCCUUCGCAGGCCUCUCCGACAAUCCCUUUACCAGACUCUGAGUAUGUGUCCUUCCAUAAAAUCAUUGCUGGUACUGUGGCCCUCCUCCUGUCGGUGGCUAUAAUCCUACUUGUUAUCUAUGUUUCGUGGAAGCGCUAUCCCAGCAGCAUCAAGCAGCUUCAGCAACGCUCCACGGUUAAAAAGCGGCAGAAAAAGGCUCGGGAGACUGAGCGCUCCUUUAAUUCGCCACUGCAAGAGUAUUACGUGGACUACAAGCCUUCACACUCUGAGACAAUGGAUGUGCUGGUUAAUGGGACAGGACCUUACACAUACACCAUCUCAGGCUCCAGGGAAUGCGAGAUUCCGCUGCAGUUGAGAGCCCUGACGUACGGUUGUGAGCCAUCAGUGCUGGACUACUGCCAUGCUCACCUGCACGUCAACCUGGAGCCCCACAAUCAGGAGAUGGACGCUCUGAGGCCAAGCGGGUACCAACGGGGCCCAGUGAGCGUCCUUCCCCCGUACCGAUUCCCUCCGCCAGUGAGCAGCACACACUAUUAAAUAGUCAACAGACUUUACAAAACACAAGACAGACUCUGUUGGAGGAAAUUGGUAAUAAUGGUAACAGAGGCAGUCGAUCUUCUGUAGAGCACCCAGGACCCAGGGUAAUGGUGAUGAAAUAUUUCUCCAUGGAAAUACAGUGUAAGGGUACAAUUGUAUUGAUUGAUGAGCUUCGGACCCACCCAAGCCUCAAUAUCCUCAAUUAGCCAAGGAGGCUGAACAGCAAGCUUGACUUUCAAUGUUCCGCUCUGCUUGUUGAGGAGUAUUAGAGGUAAUACUUUGAUGAUUUGUUAAUCCUAUUAAGCAUUCUGUAUUUUUGUCACUUCUCCUCGUCUGGGUACCUCUGCUGUGUCAGGGAAAAUAAUCCAAUGGCUAAAAAACGGAGCCCGGGAAACAACGAGAAGAACUGCCGAUUCCCAAGUUUUCUGCUGCCUUCUUUGGGUUUGCAUAUUGUUAUCAUGAUUAUUGCCAGUCACAUGUCCCUGUAGGAUUUUCAUUUAUAUUGAACUAACCAAUCAAAUUGAGUAGAUAAGUAAAAGAGCAGAACAAAAGUGCUACAUGUACAGCCACACACCGUGCCAGAAAAUAGUAGACGGACUUUUGAUUUUCAUUUGUGAAGUCCAUUGCAUUUAGAUUAACUGCACAGAAAAGUAAACAUGUAUAAAAAAAAAAAAUAGCAAGUGCAGACCUUGUCUCACUUGCACACUCAUAUAUCGAGCCAGCUUUUCAUCAUCCAUUUAAUGCAUUCCUGUAUGAAAUGUUUAUUUUUCCUGCCCAGAUGUGUUCUUAUCGUGUGCUCACAUACUAUCUACAUACGUGAACUUUUUACGGGAUGUUACAUAUUCUAUGGAAAAUAAACUGUGGUAAAUCAACUAUCUUAGUGUUAUUCAUUAUGAUCAGUGACAUUAACUCCAACCCUCUUCUAUUUGGACUGCUGCAGAGAUGAUUGAGACUAAAGAGCAGCGCUGAACAUUUAAAGGGCACCCGCUCUGCUGUUUACGUGAGGUAAAGACACAGCAUUAGCAUACACCUGCACUAUCUGAUGCGACAAAAUAUAAGAGAUGUUUCAAAAAUUCUGGACUUGAUAGCACUAAUGAUGCUCACUUUGAUGAUGUAUGAAAAUAUGUAUGCAAGUGGUCGUGGUCAGUGAGUACAUGGAAAGACCUCAGAGUGCCAAGGGAGAUUUCUAUGAAAUCAAAUGCUAAUUAUUGUCUUGGAUAUCACCAUGUUCUUCCUUUUCGAAAAAAUGCAAAGUUUUCUCCUCAGGAAACGUUCAUUCCCUUUGGUCAGGAGCAGUUGUCUCGCCUGUCGAGGGUUGUUCAUUUGAUCUGGAGCCCCUGUGACUAUCUUGAAAUGUCCUUGAGCAAGAUAUCGAAGCCGCAGUUACACCCGAUGCUGCGUCAUCAGACAGGACAGCAUUGAAACGCUUUGUGUACCUUGACAAUAGAAAAGCAAUUACCAGAUAAAAAACAUUUUCCAGCUAACAAUCAUUUCGUAAUAGUAAGAUCAGAACAAACACGUCUUUUAAGUAUCUUUCUGACAUUUUCAAUCAUGAUGAGGAACACUUCGUAACGUCAUUGAAAGUGAAGACGAUUUGUCUUAUUUCUUAAUAAACAUAAGUACCGCGCUGCGCACAAAAAAGCAACAGACGUAAAUCUACUGUCUCUCUCAGAUUGCCCCGGUGAGAUGCAUUUCAGAAUGGUGAACCUGAAUAAAACAUAAUUGUGAUUGA
Molecule: messenger RNA, 3991 nt
Organism: Syngnathus acus (greater pipefish)
Lineage: Eukaryota; Metazoa; Chordata; Actinopteri; Syngnathiformes; Syngnathidae
Product: leucine-rich repeat transmembrane neuronal protein 4
Exons: 3
Coding region: 490-2259 (589 amino acids)
Cellular component (GO): plasma membrane
Molecular function (GO): protein binding
Source: RefSeq, a predicted model, not a curated record